AUGUUUUCGGAUAAUGAAAUGACUUCUAAUGAUGGUCGUAUGACAUCAAAGAAGACGAACAAGCCGUUAAUGGAAAAGAAACGUCGUGCAAGGAUAAACCAUUGUCUUUCGGAAUUAAAAGAAAUGUUAAUUAUGGAUAAACAUAAUCUUCACGCUACCGGACAUGCCAAGUGGGAGAAAGCCGAUAUUCUGGAGAUGACAGUUGAGUAUGUAAAAAAGCUCCGAGCUGCUCGAGGUCUCGCAGAUGUUCCAACAAUACAACCUAUUGUCGUCGAUGAUGCAGAAGACAGCGUUCUCGAAACAAAAAUGACGCGUCAAAGUUCUCCUGCUCCUUCAACAUCAAGCACAGAAUCUGUUAGUGAACGCGGACAUACACCAAGUAAAAGAGCGCGUUUAUCUACUUGUUCAACAACAACAUGCUCCACAAUACCUCCAACUUCUACAACAAGUUCGAGGAUUAGCUCUCCGACGGCGUUCAUUGUCUCGCCUCAGCUGAACAAGCCUCCAAAUACAAAUCCAACAAUUCUUCCACACAUCGCUCAACCAUCACCUUUACUUCCAGUCAGUACUCCAACUGUUCUGAAUUCCAAUCUCGGUUUCAUGGCACAACAAUUGAUGUUUUUACAUCAGCAUAACAUGAAAAUGGCAUCAACUGCACCAACGUUUCUUCCAUCAGCCUCAUUACCCACGCCAAUUCCCAUAAUGCCAUGGAGACCUAUUUAA
Molecule: messenger RNA, 723 nt
Organism: Auanema sp. JU1783
Lineage: Eukaryota; Metazoa; Nematoda; Chromadorea; Rhabditida; Rhabditidae
Source: the annotation of a GenBank genome assembly